AUGAAAGGGGAGAAGGAGAAAAACCGGAAAAAGCGUCGUAAUGUCGCUGAAAAGGCCAAAGUUACGCGCGAGAAGAAACUCAUUUCUUCUGCGCAGAGCGCACCUCCGCAUGACGAAGAAGAUUCAACGAGCAGCAGCGAUACGCAGCAUGAUAUACGCGAAGAGGUGCCUGCAGAGGACGGUGGGGCCCCCAUGGAUGUGGCCAAAGAGGAGGAGGGGGCCCCUGCAGCAGCUGAGACAGAUGCAGCGGGAAAGAAAGCACCUUCAGGCGCAUCCGGUGGAUUCUUUUCGGAGGUUCUGUUUGAAACGUUGGACAUUUGUCAGCCAGUAAAGAACGCCCUCAAAGAGAUGCAAAUGGAACGCCUCACCGAAAUCCAAGCCAAGUCGAUACCGCGCUUGCUGGAAGGCAAAGAUGUAUUGGGAGCAGCAAAGACAGGUUCUGGAAAGACGCUGGCGUUUCUGAUUCCUGCCGUUGAGUUGCUGUACCAAGUGAAAUUUUUGCCGCGUAACGGCACGGGGGUUAUUAUAAUAUCUCCAACUCGCGAGUUGUCUCUGCAGAUAUACGAUGUGGCGGUGGAGCUUUCCAAGUACCUCCCUCAAACUCUGGGGCUCGUAAUGGGGGGAGCUAACAGAAAACAUGAAGCAGAAAAACUCGCAAAAGGGGUUAAUGUCCUCGUGGCUACACCCGGAAGGCUUCUGGAUCAUAUGCAAAACACAAAGAAUCUUUUGUCUCUGGUGAUCGAUGAAGCCGAUCGCAUCUUAGAAAUUGGAUUUGAAGAGGAAAUGAAUGCAAUUUUGGCGUUGCUUCCUAAACAAAGGCAAACAUGUUUAUUCUCAGCAACGCAAACAGCAAAGGUAGCCGACUUGGCGCGUCUUUCUCUCAAGAAACCCGUCCUUGUGCAAGUUCAGAACGCCGUGGCCACGGUUUCUGGGUUGCAGCAAGGCUACGUGAUUUGUCCUGCUGAGCAGCGUUUUUUGUUGUUGUUUACGUUUUUAAAGAAGAACAAAGACAAAAAAGUAAUGGUGUUCUUUAGCAGCUGCAUGUCGGUUCGCUUUCAUGACGAGUUGUUCAAUUAUAUCGACCUACCCACCACCUGCAUCCAUGGCAAGAAGAAACAAGCAGCGCGAAUGUCUACUUACUACGAGUUCUGCGAAGCAGAGGUCGACUGGAUCGUGCAAGUCGAUCCUCCAGACGAUCCCAGGGAGUACAUACACCGCGUAGGUCGCACGGCUCGUGGGGCAGGCGGCAAAGGCAAAGCACUUUUGUUUUUGAUGCCAGAAGAGGUUGGCUUUCUGAGGUACUUAAAACAAGCGGGUGUGCCGCUUAAUGAAUACACUUUCCCCUCGUCUAAACUCGCCAACGUUCAGACGCAGCUGGAGCGCCUCAUUGAAAAGAAUUAUUAUUUGCACAAGUCCUCACGCGACGCCUACAGGUCCUACCUACACGCGUAUGCAUCUCACGGUUUGAAGGAUAUUUUUAAUGUUUAUAAUCUCGACUUGCAGCGGGUGGCCCGGGCGUUUGGGUUUGCAGUGCCUCCAAAAGUAGAUUUAAAUUUAAAAGCAAAGGGAAGAGGAAACAAUGACAAAAAAAAUAAAAGAUUCAACGCCAGCGGACAUAAAUUCUCUGCCGCCAACCCAUACGGUGUGCGGGCGCCGGAUGACAAGCGUCAGUUCUGCCGCUGA
Molecule: messenger RNA, 1683 nt
Organism: Eimeria acervulina
Lineage: Eukaryota; Apicomplexa; Conoidasida; Eucoccidiorida; Eimeriidae
Product: ATP-dependent RNA helicase, putative
Exons: 8
Coding region: 1-1683 (560 amino acids)
Biological process (GO): maturation of LSU-rRNA from tricistronic rRNA transcript (SSU-rRNA, 5.8S rRNA, LSU-rRNA)
Cellular component (GO): nucleolus
Molecular function (GO): nucleic acid binding; RNA helicase activity; ATP binding
Source: RefSeq, a predicted model, not a curated record